Messenger RNA from Mesitornis unicolor (brown roatelo), 3330 nucleotides. It is a transcript of the gene RAD51AP2, whose product is annotated as RAD51 associated protein 2. NCBI's taxonomy places the organism in Eukaryota, Metazoa, Chordata, Aves, Mesitornithiformes, Mesitornithidae. The transcript has 3 exons. The record is from RefSeq and is a predicted model, not a curated record. The coding region runs from base 1 to 3330 and encodes 1109 amino acids.
AUGCCGCCAACUAACUUGACAGAGGUGGUUUUGAAGAAUGUUAAAGGCCAACGAUCUUCAAUGCAAUCUAAACAGAUACAUGAUGUGCAAAAAAUGGCUGAGAAGGAGAAACAAAAAAUGCAAAGUGAUACAAGCAUUGUAAAAGCUUUGACUGUUGGUUCUAAAUUUAAAGAAAAAAGUUACCCAUCAAUUAGCAAGCAAGACCACAGAGCUUUGGCAGAAGGAAGACAACUACCUGCAACUUAUUUCAGAUGCAACAGCACUGACAUUGAGUGUAACCAAAUAUUUUCUAAAUGUGAUUUCAAAGAUAAAAUGCUGAAGAAUCCAGAUGGUGAUGAUGACCAGAAGUCAAGGAUUCACAUUUACAUUAGUGCUAAAAAUGUUCAGAAUGACAAAUGUAUUGGCUAUAGUGAUCUCUUGAAGAGAAUGGAGAGGAAGAGCAGUAAUGAGAAUGUGGGAACAUUUCAUAUAGAGACAAGUUUUCCAGUAAUAACAAAAGCAUUAGAGAAAAAUAAAUCAGACAUGCACUGUGGUGUGCAUAAUUCCAACAGUGAUGUUAGUUUGUUUGAAGCAGAAUCAAAACUCUGUAUAAAAGAAAUACUUGAUUUCAAAAGAUAUUUAACUAAAACCACUAUAUUUGAAAAUAAUUGUCCUCACAUUAUUGUGCAGAGUUUUCCAGAUAUGAAAGUGAGUAUCAGUAUAUUCAGUGGAAAGGAAAUUUUCAACUUAAAGUUUUCAUUUCCAAGCACAUUGUUUGGAAGAAUCAGGACAUGGACUGAAUCUUUGUGUAAAGAUGUGCCCACAUGUCAGGAUGACAGCGUUACACAUUGGCUUCAUUUUCAUGAGACAUUAAACAAGCAGUGUGAUGCUCAAGAGUUAGUAAACAGCGAUAUAAAUAGGAACUACAACGAUAGUUGUACAAAACAAAGCAUUUGUUUGGUGGCUAUUAUUUUAAAGCAUCUGAAGGUGGAACUACAAAGGACAAUUCUUGCUUCCUUUUUCAGUAGCACAAAUACCUUUUUGCCGGCUGAAGUAAAGUCUCUGCAAGUGGAGAAACACCCUUUGUGUAGCAGAAAGCAAGAUCAGUUAAACUCAUGCACAGACAGAACCUCAAGGCAAAACUCAGAAUUUUGUAAAAAAGAAGAAACUUAUCCGGUGUUCGUAAGUUCUAAAUUUAUGGGAAGCAUUGGUUUUGAAUUACAGAACGAAUGGCAGAGAAGACGUUUUUCUAGAUCUUUACGUGAAGAUGAGUCCACUUUCCUAAACAGAGGAACCCUCUUUCAUAACCAAAAAAGCAGAAUAUGUAAGGGGAGGCAUGUCAGAAGGCACCACCUCUUAUGCAAAGGGAGUGAAGUGUUUGGCACUUAUUUGAGGUCGGUCAGUCCCAAAAACAGUAUGAAAAAACAAACUUUAGUUGCUCAAUGCCUAAUCUUGCUGCAGGGAGCUUUUGAUUAUUCUUCACUCAACAAGAUGUAUUGCUGCAAUAUCAAAAAAACAGAGUAUCUGUUAGGAGCAAAUCAUAGAUUUUGGAGUUACUUUCCUGCCCAUCCGCAACUGAAAGGUGAAAAGGUAAACAGUAAAUGUAUAAAUCAGGAAAUGUCGGUAACUCCAGUAAACCAGGAGAAGAAGAAACCCCAUAAAAUGUUCAAUAGUUCUUUUCGUGGAGAAAGCUUGAAAGAUUUCCCUUUUGUUUUAUGUGCAAAUAAGAAACACGGAACAACCAGAUGCAGAAAAUACAUAACGUCUACAAAUGAAGUCACAAAUGAGGUCACUUACACCAUGAAAAAAUAUUUGGAUACUUCUGGUUAUAUAAACUCUGAUAGAAAAGAAUGUGAUAGGUCAAAAGAGUUGCAAAUAAAUGUUCAUAAUUUUCUUUCUAAAACAUCUUUUUCUAUUUUUGACACGUAUGAAAAAAUUCCCCUUGCUACUAAUUCUGAAGAUUUUGACCAAAUCCCAUUUGUAAACCAAGACAAUUCUGUCCAAAAAACGUUGUCUGAAGAAAAUGCAGUCACUAGUUCAAAGGUUAUUCAUAAUUUGCCCACUAAAUUGAAUGAUAUCUUAAUUCUACUUGAUCAGUCAGAAACAACUAUGGAAAAAAGUAAUUCUCUCUUGUUACAAGAUAACCAACCAAACAAACCUGAAUAUUGCAAAAAAAUAGACACAUACAGCCCAUGUUUAGCAAAUAAAAAAAUGGAAGACCAAAAUACUUAUUCAAAUUGUGAAAAUGCAUUUCUUAGUUCCUCAAAUGUUUAUCAGUCUGUCACUUUGCCAUUAGACAGCAGCUCUUUUGUCAAUAAAGACAGAAAGGUAAGUGAAGAUGGACACUGUGGGAGUUCCUCAAGCGCAGACAAACAAAACCAAAAUGAAAACAUUCAUGCCACUAUACAAUAUCCACCCUCGGGAAGUCCUACCAUAACAGAUACAUACUUCCAAUUACAGGCUAAAGAAACAGAACAGUUUUCUUUACAAGGGCACACAGCGACAAAUGAGGCAGUCAGUUCAGAGCCAGCAACUUUGAAACAACAUCUUGAAUAUGUAAAGCAACGGGAAGACAUAAGUGAUGAACAAAUGCAUGUAACUAAUGAAAGUCAAUGUGAGACUGUAAUGAAUGACUUGAUUAUGUCAUAUUCAGCAGAUGAAUCUAAAACAUUCAUUGCUGCAGAAGAGGAAUUAAAAAUGCAUUUAUCUGUACUGGACAAUGGAUGUCUUCAAGAUGUAAAAGAUAAGUAUUUACCUUUAGAAAAUAAAAUCACAUAUGAAUUUGAACUGAAGAGAAAAUUUGAUAUAGUGCUAGAAGAGCUACAUAUGUUUCAUGAAAUUAGCAAGGGAGAUGAAAACAAUUUAUCUAGUUUGGAAACAAACUCACAUAAUAAUUAUUGUGAAUUAAAUAAUUUUGAAGGGAUAGAUGAAAAUGUGACAAGUGUUUCUCAGAAGCAAAUAUGUAUUUCUUCUCCAAUCUCUGGAACUAUAGAAGGGCAAAACAUAACUGAGAGUAAUGAAAGUUCAUUAAAUGAAAAGUUGUCAAUUGAAAAUGAAGACCAAAAAGUAACUGAGGAAUAUUGUAUUUCAAGACUGUCAGGUGAAGAAUUGUAUCAUUCACCUGUUGCAGAAGGCUAUUUUGAUGCAGCUUAUAAAAAGCCAUACACAUGGGACCCUGCUUUUUUAUCCUGCGCACUUAAGGAACAAAAUUAUAAUUUACAGAAAGAAGGAGGAUACUUUCUGUCACGUGAAGUUAUAAGACUACAGCCUCUUAAAACAUGCAAGGGCCCCAUCAGGAUUGGGCUGUCAAAAAAAGCUCGGCCCAAACAGCUUCAUCCUUAUCUGAAAUGA